Messenger RNA from Daucus carota subsp. sativus, 1727 nucleotides. RefSeq names its product capsanthin/capsorubin synthase, chromoplastic-like. Gene Ontology annotation, biological process: carotenoid biosynthetic process. NCBI's taxonomy places the organism in Eukaryota, Viridiplantae, Streptophyta, Magnoliopsida, Apiales, Apiaceae. The record is from RefSeq and is marked provisional. Gene Ontology annotation, molecular function: oxidoreductase activity, acting on paired donors, with incorporation or reduction of molecular oxygen.
AUCAGCACUCGCAAGUAGAUUCCUCUGUGUCCAUAUCUCCCAAAAAAACAUCCUUAAAGGAAGUAACUGUUGAGUCUUUCUGGGCAAUCAUGUAAUGGAGACUCUUAAAUUUACCAGGCCAUCUUCACAUCCAUUACUUGCAUUGCAUCAAUCCAAUUAUAAAGCUGUAAAAUCUCCCUCACUCAAAUACAAACCUAAAAAGGUUACCCAUACAGUCCAGUGUAGCAAAUAUGGUAAUUUUCUUGACCUCAAACCUGGAAAAAGGCAUGAGUCAAUGGAGUUUGAUCUGUCAUGGUAUGAUCCAUCUAAGCGAUCACGAUUCGAUGUGAUUGUGAUCGGAGCUGGUCCAGCCGGGCUUCGCCUAGCUCAGCGUGUGGCUGGCUAUGGAAUUCAGGUUUGCUGUGUUGACCCUUCACCACUAUGUGUUUGGCCUAACAAUUAUGGUGUGUGGGUUGAUGAGUUUGAGGCUAUGGGGUUUCAAGAUUGUUUUGAUAAGACAUGGCCCAUGUCAUCUGUUUAUAUAAAUGAGGAGAAGAGCAAGGUUUUGAAUCGGCCUUAUGGCCGAGUCAAUAGAGAGAAAUUGAAGAUGCGGUUGUUAGGAGGGUGUGUUUCCAAUGGCGUCGUGUUUCAUAAGGCCAAGGUUUGGAAGGUGGAUCAUCAAGAGUUUGAGUCUUCGAUUCUAUGUGAUGAUGGAAAGGAAUUCAAGGCGAGUUUGAUUGUGGAUGCUAGUGGAUUUGCAAGCACUUUUGUGGACUAUGACAAGCCAAGAAACCAUGGGUAUCAGCUUGCUCAUGGUAUUUUAGCUGAAGUGGAGUCUCACCCUUUUGAAUUGGAUAGAAUGGUGCUUAUGGAUUGGAGAGAUUCUCAUUUGGGUAAUGAGCCUGCAUUGCGUUUUGCUAACGCCAAGUCUCCCACCUUUCUGUAUGCAAUGCCAUUUGAUUCAAAUUUGAUUUUCUUGGAAGAGACUUCUUUAGUGAGUCGACCAGCCUUAUCAUACAAGGAGGUCAAGUUAAGGAUGGCCGCGAGGCUCAGACAUUUAGGAAUCAGGGUGAAGAGUAUAAUUGAGGACGAGAAGUGUUUGAUCCCAAUGGGAGGACCCUUGCCUCGGACUCCACAAGAUGUUGUUGCCAUUGGGGGAUCAUCUGGAAUAGUCCAUCCUUCAACAGGGUACAUGGUGGCACGAACGUUGGCAUUAGCCCCUGUGUUGGCUGAUGCCAUUGCUGAGUGUCUUGGAUCGACACGAAUGAUUAGAGGAUCAUCCCUUUACCAUAGAGUUUGGAAUGGCUUGUGGCCUAUUGAGAGCAAGUGCACCAGGGAAUUCUACUCUUUUGGGAUGGAGACUUUGCUGAAGCUUGAUUUGAAUGGUACAAGGAAUUUUUUUGAUGCUUUCUUCGAUUUGGAUCCCCAUUACUGGCAGGGAUUUUUGUCGUCGAGGUUGUCAUUGAAAGAGCUUGCGAUGCUUAGCUUGUCACUCUUUGGCCAUGCUUCCAAUUCGUCGAAAAUGGACAUUGUGACCAAAUGCCCUGCCCCCUUGGUUAAAAUGCUAGGUAAUUUAGCUGUUGAGACUAUUUGAUUUAGGGAGUUGGUGAAUGGUGGUAUUGUAUCCUGUUUUUGCUUUGUAAUGAAACCUAUGGAUAAAGAUACAUGUUCUAGGAAGAUUAUUAAAUCAUUGCUUAAUAUUUCAAUGUUUGUAACCAUGUAUUAUCAAAGAAGAUACAGCUUAUCUU